AUGCCUUAUUAUCUCGAUCCCAACAGCAACUUCAACAGUUGGACAAUGCAGAAGAAAGUUCUUGAUCCUCAGGAGAGAUUUCUUCAGCAAUGGAACCAAGUACUUGUCUUGGUAUGUGUACUUGCAGUGUCACUGGAUCCAUGGUUCUUCUACAUUCCUAUCAUUGAUAACAAAAAGAAGUGCCUUGAUUUGGACAAGACAUCAAAGAUCACUGUUUGCGUUCUGCGUUCAAUCACUGAUAUUUUAUACAUCUUUCACAUUAUCUUGCAAUUUCGUAUUGGCUUCAUUGAUCCGUCUUCUCGAGUUUAUGGAAGAGGUGAGUUGAUUGAAGAAGAUUCCUCUGGUAUAGCCAAGCGAUACUUGUCAUCUUAUUUCAUUGUUGACAUUGUAGCAGUCCUUCCACUCCCACAGAUUGUGAUAUUGAUUAUCGCUCCCAGUGUGAAUCGUCCCAUUUCUCUGGUAACGAAAGAAAUGUUGAAGAUUGUCAUUUCUGUUCAAUAUUUUCCAAGAAUUUUUAGAAUUUAUCGAUUGUACAAAGAAGUAACAAGGACUGCAGGCUUAUUUACUGAAAGUGCAUGGGGUGGAGCUGCUUUCAACCUUUCCCUCUACAUGUUGGCCAGUAAUGUAGUUGGAGCCGUCUGGUAUUUGAUCUCAAUAGAACGCCAAGAUAGUUGCUGGCGCAGCGCGUGUGCCAAGAUCCCCUUCUGUUCGUCACAUAACUUAUAUUGUGGAGGAAAAACAAAUGGAAAUGCUUUGUUACUAAAUUCGUCUUGCCCUCUCCUGCAACCAGAAGAUAUAAAGGAUCCAGAUGACUUUGAUUUUGGAAUCUUUCUUGAUGCUCUUCAGUUUCGGGUUGUGGAAAAGAGAAAAUUCCAGUCCAAACUCCUCUACUGUUUUUGGUGGGGGCUGAGAAACUUAAGUUCUCUUGGCCAAAACCUUAAGACAAGCAACUUCGAUGGAGAGAUUCUCUUCGCCAUCUUCAUCUCAAUUAUUGGGCUAAUCUUGUUUUCCUUGAUUAUUGGCAAUAUUCAGAAAUAUUUGCAAUCUAUCACGGUUAGAGUAGAAGAGAUGAGACUGAGAAGGCGGGAUGCAGAACAGUGGAUGUCUCAUCGCAUGCUUCCACACGAUCUGAGAAAACGUAUUAGAAGACAUGAACAGUACAAAUGGCAAGAAACCAGGGGAGUUGAGGAAGAUUCACUGAUUCAAAAUCUCCCUAGCGACUUAAGGAAAGAUGUAAAGCGCCAUCUCUAUUCGUCUUUGGUCAAAAGAGUUGUCAUAUUUGAGAAAAUGGAUGAAGACUUACUGGAUGAAUUGUAUGAUAGACUGAAACCAGCACUCUACACAGAGAAGAGCUUCAUAAUCCGAGAAGGGAGUCCAGUAGAUGAAAUUCUCUUUCUAGUGAGAGGUACUUUGUCAUUGAAGGACAAAGAUGGUAGAGACUUCUGUGGAGUGGAGCUUCUUCCAUGGGCUUUAGAAUCUCAUUCUUCCUCCAGUACUUGUCCCAUUUCAACUAGAACAGUGCAAGCCGUAACUGAUAUAGAAGCUUUUGCCCUCAGUGUUGAUGACCUUAAGUUUGUUACCUCACACUUUAGACUACAUAGCAAACAGUUCAAACAUAUUUUCAGGUUCUACUCACGACAAUGGAGGACAUGGGCUGCACGCUUUAUACAAGAAGCAUGGCGUCGACACUACAGGAACAAGCUUGUGAAAUCUUUAAGAGAGGAACAAGAUAGACUGAAGGCUGCAUUAGCAAAAGAAAGCACAAAUGAACCAAGUCUUAGAGCUACCAUUUAUGCAUCAAGGUUUGCUGCUAAUGCAUUGCGCGCCUUGCAACGCAACCACACAACUGGUGCCAAAUUAUCUCCGACAUUACCUAUGCUACUUCAGAAACCAGCUGGACCAGAAUUGUAG
Molecule: messenger RNA, 1911 nt
Organism: Lycium ferocissimum
Lineage: Eukaryota; Viridiplantae; Streptophyta; Magnoliopsida; Solanales; Solanaceae
Product: cyclic nucleotide-gated ion channel 1-like
Exons: 7
Coding region: 1-1911 (636 amino acids)
Biological process (GO): monoatomic ion transport; transmembrane transport
Cellular component (GO): membrane
Molecular function (GO): monoatomic ion channel activity
Source: RefSeq, a predicted model, not a curated record